This is a messenger RNA of Sceloporus undulatus (fence lizard), 2133 nucleotides long. It is a transcript of the gene STX18, whose product is annotated as syntaxin 18. Gene Ontology annotation, cellular component: SNARE complex; endoplasmic reticulum; membrane. Gene Ontology annotation, biological process: retrograde vesicle-mediated transport, Golgi to endoplasmic reticulum; intracellular protein transport. Gene Ontology annotation, molecular function: SNAP receptor activity. The coding region runs from base 22 to 1026 and encodes 334 amino acids. The transcript is spliced from 11 exons. The record is from RefSeq and is a predicted model, not a curated record. NCBI's taxonomy places the organism in Eukaryota, Metazoa, Chordata, Lepidosauria, Squamata, Phrynosomatidae.
UGGGCGGGGCUUCCCUCAGUCAUGGCGGUGGACAUCACGCUCCUGUUCAAGGCCAGCGUGAAGACAGUGAAGACCCGGAACAAGGCGCUGGGGGUCCCUCUGGGAGGAGGAAGCAGCGACGAUGCCCUGCUGCUCAAGCGCGGAGGCAGGCCCAGGAGUGACUUCUCUGGCAGGGCUCGCGAGGUGGUCAAUAAUAUUGGGAAGCUGAAAGAUUUUCUUCUGCAGCAUAGGAAAGAUUACAUUAAUGCCUACAGCCAUGCCAUGACUGAAUAUGUGCGAAUGACUGACACCGAGCGAGAUCAGAUUGACCAAGAUGCCCAAAUAUUUAUGAGAACAUGUGCUGAUGCCAUUCAGCAACUUAGAACAGAAGCUCACAAGGACAUUCAUUCCCCACAAGUGAAGCAACACCGAGAGGCUGUCUUGGAUUUCAUUGGAGACUAUUUAAAAAGAGUGUGUAAGCUUUAUUCAGAACAAAGAGCUAUCCGGGUUAAGCGAGUAGUUGAUAAGAAAAGAUUAUCCAGGCUUGAGCCUGAACAGAGCAAUAAAUCCAAAACAACUUCUUCUUCUGAAAUAACUGUUCAGACAUCUUCAGGAGAACUGGAGGAAAAAUCCAUUUGUGAAAUCAGCAAAGAUAAGAAUGUGAUAGAUGAACAUGCUAAUUUUGGACUUUGGGGUGAUGGCAAAGGAGAAGAUGAGCUUUCACCUGAAGAAAUCCAAAUGUUUGAACAAGAAAACCAGCGCCUUGUUGGUGAAAUGAACAGCCUAUUUGAUGAAGUGAGACAAAUUGAAGGGAAGGUGGUUGAAAUAUCUAGACUGCAGGAGAUAUUCACAGAAAAAGUCUUACAACAGGAAGUUGAAAUUGAUAGUAUCCACCAGAUAGUUGUGGGUGCAACCGAGAACAUCAAAGAAGGCAAUGAAGAUAUAAGAGAGGCAAUAAAGAACAAUGCUGGAUUUCGUGUAUGGAUCCUCUUCUUCCUUGUGAUGUGCUCCUUUUCUUUAUUAUUUUUGGACUGGUAUGGUAGUUAACCUUGGCCUUGUAUAAACCUGAAUCAAGACUGAUGAACCCACCUUUGACCGAUAUUGGCUGAAGAUGAAAGCCUUGUUGCAUUUCAUUUAUCAUCAUGGUGGAAAUAUCGUUAUUCUUGAGGCAAAUAUUCUGGUCACGUUUAUUUUACCACUACUCAGGAAUUUGCUAGAACAAGGGAAAGCUUUAAACCACUAGCAGAUUGAAACUCAGAAAGUGGCAUGAAAUCCUCAAUAAAAGUGUAACGCCAGUCCUUGCAAUAAGAAGUUGUGGUCCAUCAUGAAGCUAGAUUCGGUGACAUGUUUACAGUGGAAGCUACUGUACUUCAUGAACAGAUGGGGCUUACAGACAUCUAUCCAACAUUAAUUUUAAACUCAUGGACUCCCACUAAAUAAAAAUUAUUUUCUACUUAUUGUUUAUAGUUCUGAAGCCAAGUCAGUGAAUCCCACUGAAAUUGAUAGCAAGUCUAUGAAUUCUGUUUAGCCACCAUUACACAAUUUUUACUUGUUUCAGUUUUAAAUUUGUUUCAAGUGCAACAUACCCCUAAUGUUCCUGUGUAAUGAAAUAGGUAGCACGUUAAGGUUCCAGAAUUUUAAAAACAAAAGUCAAUAUUCAGUUACAACCCUUAAAUUGAUUGCCAAAAUUGGCCUACUUCCAGGUAUAAUAAAGGGGCAAAACAGACCAGCAGGAAUGGCAGCUUGAAGCCACCCCUUCUGAAGAUGGAUUGGGGCUGCAACGAACUCAUGCCAUGACCCCGAAAAAAGAGCAGUAAAGAGCUGGCUUUGCCCCCCUGGCCACGUUUGGAAACCAGCUUCAGGCUAUUUCAGUGGUGUAAGGCAUCUAAACACUGCACUGCCAGAGUGCCUAAAGCACAUGUAUGCAGCUGCCCAGAAGCCAGGGGGCUUCAAGACAUCAUCGCAAUGUGUGCUCCUAAACACCGCAUGCCCUAAAUGGACGUAUUUGGGCUGUCUGUUUAUUAAAGUUGCUCUGUAUUGUAGAGGACUUGAGACUCGUUGGUCACAGCUGUCAUUUCAAAUUACAGCAAAAGUAUUUUCUUGUCCUUUUGUUAAAUAUUCACUAAUAAAGAGCAAGUAAUCCAGAUUCCUGAA